ACGCAACAAAUUCAUGUUCCCACGGUGCCAUAUCCGAUUCGAUCGUGUAUCCAUUGGAUCCUUCGGCUAUCAGGUGUAUCUGGGGAAACUCAUACCGUCACGUCACAGAUUCAAGCGAAGUUUUAUUUAGUGGGAAACUGAUGCCUCGACCCCGGGUCAAGGACGAGGAUCGGAAACGGGUCGCCCGCGCGUGCGACACGUGCAAACGACGAAAGGAAAAAUGCGACGGCCAAUACCCGUGCCUGUUGUGCAAGCGACGUGGUAGAGAACCAGAGUGUGUCUUCACAGAGGCCUUCUCCAAGAGAGGCUCGGCGGUUCGCGGCAGCAAGGAAAGGCCCACGCAGCCGCAACCGCCGUCGUCCUCCUCGCACCCGAUGACACUCAAGGACGCCCUGACUGACUCCAACGACGCCGAAAUCGCCAUCGAAUCGCUGUUGACGCUCUCGGGGUCCAGGAGUGCCCCCAAGUCACCGCAGUACGACCGGGACCAGGAGGACGGGUUGAUCUCGAGGGCCCCCGUGCCCAAACUCGCCCGGCUCCUCCGCGACGGCCGGGGCAAGUUCAUCUUCGUGGGAGACUCGAGCAACCUGGCCUUUGUCCAAAACAUCCGCCGCCUCGUCAAGGCGGAAAUAGGAGAAUGUGGCCUCACGUCGGACCCCCUCCGUCACGCCAUGUGCGAGGUCAUCCCGCCGCACCAGAUCCCGUCGCCGCUGCAGACUCAACACCCCAAGCCGACCGAGGCGGAGGCGAGGGACCUGCUGAAGCACUACCUGCUGGCCUCGAGCGGCGUGAUCGACCUGUUCGACCCGGACGAGAUCACGGAGCACCUGGUCGCCUGGACGCAGGACUCGACGGCCGACGCCGACUUCAACAGCUCGAUCUACUACCUGGUCAUGGCCAUCGGCGCGGUGUGCCGCAACGCCGGCGACCUGGACCAGGCCGAGUUCUACUUCACGCGCGGCCGCGAGAUCGGCGUCUCCAGCUUCCUCGAGGACCCGAGCGUCCUGACCAUCCAGGCCUACGCCCUCAUCACCUUCUACAUGCUCUCGGCCACCCGCCGCAACGGCGCCUUCAUGCUGCUGGGCAUCGCGGUGAGGGCGGCGUACGCGCUGGGCCUGCACCGGAGCGACAUCUCCAACCUGUUUGAGCCCCGGGAGCGGCUGGCCCGGGAAAGGGUGUGGAAGAGUCUGCGCGUGCUGGACCUCUACAUGAGCGGUUCGCUGGGUCGGCCACCGGCGACGUCGGAGGUCGACGGCGGGAGCGUGUCGUGGAACAGGUCUACGCGGGACUACGAAGGCAUACAGAUGAACGGUCGGAACACGUCGGCGACAUUGAGGAUUUGUUUCAUCUUUGAAAGGAUACUAAACGAGGUGUAUUGCCGCCGAGAGGUCUCUGUGCAGCUCGUGGAAAGUAUAUCCAGGCAGUAUCGAGACUGGACGAUGCAAUUGCCCGCAGGCUUGCAAGCCGACAGUCUGGACCAGAAGGCAGGUACGACGGCACCGACGCUGCGGCAAACAAUAGGCAUUGCCCAUCUCAAAUGCGAGUACUAUUGGUCUAUAAUCCUGUUAACCAGGCCUUUCUUGAUCUUCAAGGUCUCUUCCAAGAUCAAAGGACGGCAGGACGAAGACAACACGGCCGGUAACUCCGUCACCAUGACCCUGAGCGAGGCCUGCAUAGACGCUGCACUCAGGAGUGUCGAGAUCGCGACCGACCUGGUCCACAUCCCUGGCGUGCCGAAAAGGCUCUUCAUGGUCACCAACAGCGUCUUCAUCGCCGCCAUGGUGAUCGGGUUCGCAAUCUUUGGCGACUUUGACAAGUCCUUCCCCUUGCUGAGUAGCAUUGUCCAAGCAGAAUCCAUCCUGGCCAUGGCGGCCAAAGAUGAUCUGUCCGCUCGACGACACGAUGAGAUCACCAAGAAUCUUCACCUCGCUGCCCUGGAACACAUCAAGCGGCGUGACCAGGUCCAAAUGCAGAAGCGACGGCAGGACAUCCACAACAUCUUCGGCGAUCCUAUCAACAAGGGCAGCGGGGCAAAGUCAACGGGGUCGACGACGGGAGACCAGACGCCCGUUGACACUGUAAAGGCACCAUUGGUGAACCAGAGUAAUGGUCUGGGGGAUUUCGACGCCACCGAGCAGCUCGAAGAUGCGCCGCCGCCGUGGCAAUUGCGUUUCGACAUGCCUCCUGAAAGCCGGGGACCGGUGCUCACCACGUCUGGAGCAUUGGCUUACAACGGUGAGGAUGGAGGGGACCAAGUACAGAUGCUUCCCCGACAAGAUUUUCCUCAGAUGCUCGAGACGGAUGGCCUCUCGCCUGACGGAUCGGGAGUGCCGAGUCUGCCAUCUUAUGCAGAAGAGUUUCCGCUUUUCUCGUUGAUGACCGAAUUUGAUCAGCUACAAGACCCAUUCGCAAUGCCAGGGCCUUGACCAAUAUUUCUAAACAGCAACUGCAUCCUCGUCAUAAUGCUAGGCGCAUCUACUGCGACUUUUUGGAUGUGGGAGGCUCAUUAGAUGGAGCUGUGCACACCCUUGACACCCAUCCCGAGACAAACCACGCACAGCCCGCUAUCAACACCAGAUAAAGUGCCGUGGGUAUGAGAGACUUGGGGAACACGUUGAAGAUAUAGCGAUCUAAAAUAACGUCGACUGCCACGGGCGGUGCUGCCAUCAUCAAUGUGUCAUUCGGACUGUAAUAGUCUGCAGCGGCAAGAAUUCGGAGGAACAGGAGGGUUGUAUCGGGCCGAACAGCGGUCUUGCGCCGUUGGAGUGCCUCGAUGUCUCCGGUACCGAGCUUCGCAUGGCGUGCAUAGGCAUAUUCGCUCACUGAUGAGAGGAGGCUGCUAUCCGAAAGCACGGCAUCAACUUGGAAGGUAGCAAGUGAGAACUCUGUCGGUUGGGUGGCUGCCCAGCAUAUGCGAACUUCGUAGCGCUGGUGUGGGCGCAGACUUUCCAGGAAAAACCAAUGCGCCUGUCCGUUUGGGGACGAACUGUUUGGGAAGCUUACAUUGAGCUGAGUCCUGAGCGUAGGGUGUUCCUCAGAGAGUGGGACGAGGAGGAGAUUGUCGAAGCUGGCGUCUGUAGGAUAUGGCUCUGCCAAAGAGGAUGUGAAGAUGACCUUCUCGACAUUUGAAUGGACGAUUUGACUGUAUGUAAGCAGUACGAGGAACAUCAAAGAUAUUGAAUUCAUAUCG
This is a messenger RNA of Exophiala oligosperma, 3190 nucleotides long. RefSeq lists its product as uncharacterized. The record is from RefSeq and is a predicted model, not a curated record. Lineage: Eukaryota; Fungi; Ascomycota; Eurotiomycetes; Chaetothyriales; Herpotrichiellaceae. The transcript has a single exon. Gene Ontology annotation, biological process: DNA-templated transcription; positive regulation of transcription from RNA polymerase II promoter by galactose. Gene Ontology annotation, molecular function: zinc ion binding; RNA polymerase II cis-regulatory region sequence-specific DNA binding; DNA-binding transcription factor activity, RNA polymerase II-specific. Gene Ontology annotation, cellular component: nucleus. Bases 141 to 2426 code for a protein of 761 amino acids.